GAGGGAUAAGAGUGGCGCUGAGAUCGGCUCGCGCCCGGCCUCACUCGCCCGGCGUCGGUCAGGAGGAACAGACGUGCGAAAAGUGCGACCAUGGCCACGAAGGGACAGGUGAUCAAGUGCAAGGCUGCAAUUGCAUGGGAGAAGCAGAAGCCCCUGAGCGUCGAGGAGGUCGAGGUCGCGCCGCCGCAGAAGGGGGAGGUCAGGAUCAAGAUCCUGGCGACUGGGGUAUGUCACACAGAUGCCUACACCCUGGACGGCCACGACCCUGAAGGAAUUUUCCCCGUCAUCCUCGGCCAUGAAGGAGGCGGCAUCGUGGAGAGCGUCGGGGAGGGAGUCACGUCCGUCAAGGAAGGCGACCAUGUGAUCCCCCUGUACAUCCCCCAGUGCUACGACUGCAAGUUCUGCAAGUCUCCCAAGACCAACCUUUGCGGCAGAAUCAGGGCCACACAGGGCAAGGGUGUCAUGCCUGACGGAACCUCACGUUUCACUGCCCGCGGCCAGAAGAUCUUCCACUUCAUGGGAUGCUCCAGCUUCUCUGAGUACACUGUGGUGUCGGAACUGUCUGUUGCUAAGGUCAACGAAAAGGCUCCCCUGAAGAGUGUGUGUCUCCUCGGCUGCGGCAUCAGCACGGGCUACGGCGCCGCUCUCAACACUGCCAACGUCGAGCAGGGGAGCACCGUGGCCAUCUUCGGGCUGGGCGCCGUGGGCCUGGCGGCGGCGAUGGGGUGCAGAGAGCGCGGCGCCAAAACGAUCAUCGGCGUCGACAUCAAUGAAGCCAAGUUCGAGACGGCCAAGCGCUUCGGCUGCAACGCCUUCCUGAACCCGCUGAAGGUGCCUGACACGGUGGCCGCCCUCGUGGAGAUGACCGACGGAGGCUGCGACUACACCUUCGAGUGCAUCGGCAACGCGAAGACCAUGCGGCAGGCCCUGGAGGCGUGUCACAAGGGCUGGGGCGAGAGCAUCAUCAUCGGCGUGGCGGCGGCGGGCGUGGAGAUCUCCACCAGGCCCUUCCAGCUGGUGACAGGGAGGGUGUGGAGGGGGUCGGCCUUCGGAGGUUUCAAGUCCCGCGAGAGCGUGCCGAAGCUGGUGAACGAUUACAUGGACGGCAAGGUCAUGGUGGACGAGUUCGUGACCUUUACGAAGCCCUUGGGGGAGAUUAACGAAGCCUUUGACCUGAUGCACCAGGGGAAGGCCCUCAGGACGGUCGUCACCAUGUAGGGGCAUCGAUGACUUUAUUGGCACACGGAGGAUUUUCGCGACUUACUGUGAAGCUGAUGGUGAUGAUGGUGGUGAUGAUAUUGAUAAUGGUGGUGUUGGUGAUGGCGGUGGCGACUGUAGUAUAUUGAUAAUGAUGACGCGGGUGAUGCUUGUAGCGAUGUUGGUAUGAUAAAAGCAUUAACAUUCUCAAUGCAUUACUGUCGGUGUUAUUAUGAUCAGUAUUGUUAUAUUUCUUUGAUACUUUGUUAUAAUUUAUUAUUACUAUUACUGUCAGUAUUCUUGUUGUUUUUGUUAUUAUUGAUUAUUAUUUUUAUCUUUAUUUUCAUUAUUGUCAUCAUCAUCAUUAACAUCAUUUAACAUCAGUUUUAUUCAUAUUACUUUAAUCAUUGUUAUCUUCAUUGUUUUUAUAGCUGCUAUCAUUAGAAUUGAUUUGAGAAUAAUAGUAAGAAUUAGCGAAAGGACUGCUUUUGCUUUUUCACUCUUUAGAAUAUUUUUCAUGUGCUCCGAUUACUUAGAUUAUAGAUUUUGUUUAUUUAUAGAUUGCAGAAUUCGUGAAGAUGACGAUGAUAAAUGUCUCUGUGAAAGAAUGGAAUACAUUUACCGAGGGAAUAAAACUUUAAAUAA
Molecule: messenger RNA, 1842 nt
Organism: Penaeus indicus
Lineage: Eukaryota; Metazoa; Arthropoda; Malacostraca; Decapoda; Penaeidae
Product: alcohol dehydrogenase class-3-like
Exons: 8
Coding region: 91-1218 (375 amino acids)
Biological process (GO): formaldehyde catabolic process
Cellular component (GO): cytosol
Molecular function (GO): zinc ion binding; S-(hydroxymethyl)glutathione dehydrogenase [NAD(P)+] activity
Source: RefSeq, a predicted model, not a curated record